This is a messenger RNA of Clarias gariepinus (North African catfish), 1482 nucleotides long. RefSeq names its product GTP-binding protein REM 2-like. The record is from RefSeq and is a predicted model, not a curated record. The coding region runs from base 76 to 936 and encodes 286 amino acids. Lineage: Eukaryota; Metazoa; Chordata; Actinopteri; Siluriformes; Clariidae. The transcript is spliced from 5 exons. Gene Ontology annotation, cellular component: plasma membrane. Gene Ontology annotation, molecular function: GTP binding; GTPase activity; calcium channel regulator activity.
CAAGACGGAGAGAGAGAGACGCGCGCGCUCCGAGAGCAUCCCUCUGAUGGGUGUUUUGGAGAUCCUGGGUCGAGCAUGACUCUGUCCAGCGCCCCACCACUUCGUAGGGGAAGCACUCCGGUUCCAUUCAAAUAUCAGCUGCGAAGAGAAGAAGCAGUCAACGAUGACUCGGAAUGGACGACAGGGAUCGGAGUAACCGAAGCAACAUCGCCUCCUCCGGUUAACUUUGUCCCAGCUCAGGAUGAGGCUGCGGGUGCUGAUGCGGAAGAGAAACUGGGAGGACCGUUCCGGAUCGCCCUGCUUGGCCAGAACGGAGUGGGGAAAACGUCGCUCGCCAUCGCCCUCGCCGGGGAAAUAGACAGAACUGCAUCUGUGGACUCGGAUGGCGAGGGCUACGUUCGCACGGUUACCGUGGACAACGAGGAGAGCACCGUCUUUAUCUUUGAUAACUGGAGACAGGAUCUGUCCACGCUGGUGUGUGAAGUCUGUGUGUUGGUGUUUUCGGUGACAGACCGACGCAGCUUUCACCGCACGGCUCAGCUCCGCCUCCUCCUCAGGGAAAACCAACCUCAAACUCCCAUCAUCCUUGUGGGCAACAAGAGCGACUUGGUCCGCUCACGAGAGGUCAGCACGGAGGAGGCUCAAUCCAACGCUGCUCUCUAUGAGUCUCCCUAUGUGGAGCUGUCUGCAUCUCUGGACCAUGGCACCACCGAGCUUCUGGAGAUGACUGUGAGGGCAGCGCGAGGAGAGAGCCUGGGGUCCCUGAUGGCCAGCGGUGCCGAAGGUGCGACUGGGGGUCGCCGCGAGAGCAUGACCACGCGGGCUAAGCGAUUCCUGUCCAACCUUGUACCACGCUAUCCCAGAGAAAAAGAGCGUGAUGGUGGAAAGUUCUUCAGGCAGAAAUCUCGCUCCUGUCACGAUCUCGGAGCAUUGUGAGUCAUAGAUAGAGUGAGAGGGUGAAAAACAGAGGCAAGGUAAGCAGGAAAGGGAGAGGUGUAAGAUUUACAGUGGAGAUGUGUGAGACCAGAGUCUGCACAGAAUAAACAAGACUAACAGAAAGUUAUUGGGAUUUCAUGAAAUGGUAUGAAGAAUAAAAAGAGAGUGAUGAAAUAAUAUUAAUUAAAAAAAAUAAGGUAGAGCAUUUGGUACAGUUGAAACUGUAGACCUUUGACUGACUGAACAAAUGUAGUGUGCAUGUUCCACUAUAUAAAAAAAAUGUUUCACGCAAAUAGUAUAGAGAAUAUAGUUACUGUGAGUAUUUGUGUAUUAUCCUACUAUAGUUGUGUAUUUUGAACAAAAUUGUUGAAGACAUUCAGUUCUAACUCCAAACCCUGGGGAAAUCAGUUUUCUGUUCCAACAGUAGAAGGAACUUUUAUUCUCCCUGAUUGCAAUCACAUUAAUGACUGUGACACUCAAAGUAUAUGUGCGAGAGCCUGACCCCCAAGGUCUCAAUCUAAUUGAGGGGUGCAUUAAAAGUAUUGA